AGGCGCAACCUCGUUUCCAAGCUCUUAUCGGGAACGAGGUUGAAAGACCUACCGGAAAUGUAUCCAGGAUUCCGCGCGAGGCGACACGGAUCCUUUUUAGCUUACAUAAGCAGGUUUUGAGCUUAGUGCUAAUAACAUCUGAAACCGGCAAUGCUAACCGAAGUGACGGUUGGAAGUUGUUUAAGCUCCAGGUGCACAUUAGUCUCACGAGUUCAAAUUCCUCCGCAUCAUUCGUCAGGCUGUUGAUGACCAAUUUCUGCACCAUGAAUUGUCUCUUCAUUUUCGCCGCUGCUUUUUUAGGUUGGCAGCAGCAGAGCAAUGCUGAGCUACCAGCAGUUGGUAAUUGUUCAUUCAUGGAAUACUAUUGUACUGUUCGAGAAUACGAAACGCGCCUCUUUAAGCGCUUAUAUGAAGACCCAGCUACAGAUUGCGGGCUUCAGGUUUGGAUAUUGAACUACCACGUCUUAAAACAAGCAGAGAAAUGCUCAACUACCGGAAAUCAUACAAAAAGCCUGCACGCGGCCGAUAUAAAUGAGGUCCAGUCGCUAUACUGCAGUGGGUUGGACUUGGAGAGACCUCUGAUGUUAUCCCUCUCUCCGUGUUCCAACAAGCACAAGGAGGCAGUUGAUCACUGCAUCAGUGACUUCGCGACAACCUUCUCCAGUCACUUUGCGCAGUCAUCUCUGUGCAGGAAACGUGACAAAGCCAAACAGUGUACAAUCUUCGCGUGGCGCACCCACUGCAAUCACUCAAAUGUGACCGAUGGUAUCCUUAGAAAGGUCAUCGGUUCCUUCAAUCCCUUUUGUGACGGGGACAAGGAUCCACAGGCGGAGGAAUCCGAUCAGUGUGCGAAGUACCCCAAACCUCCUGAUGAUGGUGUCUCAAGUCCCAGCGAGCAACCGGAAAGUAAGAGUGCAGCAGGAGAGAGAAAUGGCGUCGUUCCCUAUUUAUUUUAUGUAGUGCUUUUCGUAACAUCAAAUUGGUACCCAAACAAUCUUAUUACAAUCUGAAGAGGCGACCGGGGCCUAGUGGUUAAGGAGUUGAACUUGUAAUCCGGAGGUCCCAGGUUCAAAUCACCCCCCUUCCAUUAGAUGAAUUUGUGUUUGGUAAUCCCAAAUUCAACAGUUCCACACUUUUAUACACCGUAAACUUCCGAAAGUAAAAACCCCCCGAAAGUAACGUAAAAAAGUUGUGGCCACUAAUAAAGCCCGAGAGUAGCGACCCUCCGAAAGUGGCGACUGUCCAUGGGUAACGAGCCCACCCUAACCCCUCCCCUCUUCUCGAAAAUAGUAAAACCAAGGUUCAAUAGUAUAUACUGAUUUUUUUAAUCAAUAGUCAAGUCAAAGGUUAGGUACCGUACGUUUAUAACAAGGGAAGGUAUCGCUUAUGCCACGAAGUGAAGCUGUGAAACGUGAAUUCGUGCUUUGCGCCGUGUUAAAACAAAACCCGUAGAAUUUACUUCAAGCAACAAGAACUUACUAUAGGAAACUUUGAUUUAAAUUUUCAACUGAAGCAUAUUAGAAGGAACGUUUCUUCAAAUUUAAAUUGAAAGCCUAACCAGUGCACUGAGAUAUUGCUACAGCAGACUGACAUAUAGUACAAAAUGUUUACGGUAUCUGACAAGCUUUCCUGCUAACCAAUGACAGCACGGUAUAGACAUGACGAGCCCAUGCACCCAUAUGGCAGCACUCGAUCAUAGAUUUAGACUAAGACGAAGAAUUGUAUCUCGUGUUUUAAGAACUGUUUUUACGAAUUCCCGUCUUUUAUUCCGUAAAAAGCGCUCAUUCCUACCAACUUUAUAGAAUGUUUUUUGCUCCCCGAAAGUAACGACCCUUCGAAAGUAAUGAUCCCCCGAAAGAAGCGAGCCCCAAAGGCGGCUAAUUCCGGAAGUAACGAAGGUCGUUUCUUUCGGAAGUUUACGGUGGCUAACUGGUUUACCCCCCAAAAGUUGGGAUUUUUAACAAGUUUCCGCUUAUUUCCAAUAUUCGAUCUGCAAUGUUUGUAUGUUAUGUGACUGAAAGGGCCGCAAUGUAAUUUAGUAGUUCACCAGUAAUUGAGUUUACCUAUAACAAAUAUAAGUUAAUGAGUUAAGUCGAUUUUUAAUAGUGUUAGGUGAAAAUAUAGGCUCAAUAAGGUCUAAGUUCACAUGGACUGCAAUAGUACAAAAGUGGGAUUUUUUUGGUGUGUCAAAAGUUGUACAAUUAAAACACUGUACAAAUAGUGCACUAAAUAAAUGUACUUUCAGCAAACUUUAGAUAUA
Messenger RNA from Orbicella faveolata, 2260 nucleotides. RefSeq lists its product as uncharacterized. NCBI's taxonomy places the organism in Eukaryota, Metazoa, Cnidaria, Anthozoa, Scleractinia, Merulinidae. The record is from RefSeq and is a predicted model, not a curated record.